Messenger RNA from Megalobrama amblycephala (Wuchang bream), 1178 nucleotides. RefSeq names its product general transcription factor 3C polypeptide 5-like. The record is from RefSeq and is a predicted model, not a curated record. Gene Ontology annotation, cellular component: transcription factor TFIIIC complex. The transcript is spliced from 8 exons. Lineage: Eukaryota; Metazoa; Chordata; Actinopteri; Cypriniformes; Xenocyprididae. Bases 1 to 777 code for a protein of 258 amino acids. Gene Ontology annotation, biological process: transcription initiation at RNA polymerase III promoter.
AUGGCUGACUUCCAGUACCUGCUUUUCAAGAAGAGGCCCAUAUGGUCUCGCAGUGCCGUCAAGCCCAACAUCAACGUUCACCCUGAGAAAAUGAAGCACCUCCUCCCGUAUUUGGCGUACUACAUGUUAACAGGACCAUGGAGGAGUUUGUGGGUCAGGUUUGGAUAUGAUCCUCGAAAAACACCUGAAGCAAAAAUCUACCAGGUUCUAGACUUCAGGAUUCGCUACAGAAUGAAACAUGGAUUUAGUGUCAAUGACAUGCCAGUGAAAUCCAAAAGGAGCGCUUAUCAUUACAGCCGGCCAACCACUAUCAACAGGGCAGUUCCUCAACCUGCUAGCGUGACUGACAUCACCCAAGAGAGUUCUUCAUCUUCAGGACCCAAACCUGCCACUGCUAAGGACUCUGUCUACAUCUUUCGGGAUGGAAUGCUUCCUCCAUACCAGCAGAUGUUCUACCAGCUGUGUGAUCUGGAUGUAGAAAAAAUAAAGAAUAUCAUCCAUAAGAAUGAUGGAAAAGAGGAAGUGUGUGAUGAGAGAGAUGGAUGGUGUGUGCCCCACACGGCAGACGAGCUCAGGAAUAUAAUUUCUGGAAUGAUCCAGCAAUAUGUCCGAGCUAGCUGCCCAGCUUCAUCCACCCAAAAGCCUGUUAGAACUAGACCUAAAACUGUUGACAGCGGAGAGGAGGGAGAUGAAGAUGACGAUGAUGAUGAUGAAGAUUACAAGCCUUCUGAUGGGAGCGAGAAUGAAAUGGAAACUGAGAUUGCAGAUUACAUGUAAUUAGUUUAUUCUUUGGCACUUGUAAAUGAUUUGAUGUGUAAAUGUUAAUGUAAAAAACUACUUUGUACACUGAUAGAAAUUAGUUUGACAUGUUUAUUUCAUUUGGAUAAUAAAUGGUUUUGUCAAAUUAACUGACUGAGCAAAUUCUUUAAAAAAAAAAAAGAAUCUGACAUACAGUUAUAAGAGAUAUUACGACUAACUAAAAGUUCACUAACUGUAUCAAAAUAAAGUCACACAAUUGUUAGUUGUAUAUUUGGAUACUUCUAUGCAUACACUGUAAAAUGUAAAAACACGGCCAAAUUUUGACAGUAACACAUUGGUUUUUAUUAAAACAGUAAUAUACCAUUGAAAACAAUGCAUUCUGGGUAAUAUUUUUCAUUUUUUCAAGAAAGUAGCCUACU